AUGAAUCUUCACGUGGAUGAAAGAGCUAUCCAGGCUAUUGGUAAUGUACUGAAUAACCACGAAAGACCAUUAAAAGAACGCUUUCGUGCUCUGUUUACUUUAAGAAAUCUUGGAGGGAAGAUUGCCAUUGAAUGUAUUGCAAAUUGCUUCAGUGAUCCAUCGGCACUGCUUAAGCACGAGUGUGCAUACUGUUUAGGUCAGAUGCAAGAUCCGAUAUCUAUUCCAGUUUUGACUGAAGUGUUGAAAGACAAAAGUCAAGAACCAAUGGUGCGGCAUGAAGCAGUGGUGGCGGGGCUUAGUGAAGAACUUAAACUGCUGCAUGCCAAAAGUAAAGGAGCUAAGAAAAGAAAUAGGGCUAAAAACUUGGAAAAUAAUGUGUUUAAGGGCAAGAACGGGCUUGGGUUUAGGUUAAGCAACUGGUUCCAAGCACUUGUUAGUGAUGAGGGAGAACAG
Molecule: messenger RNA, 453 nt
Organism: Limulus polyphemus (Atlantic horseshoe crab)
Lineage: Eukaryota; Metazoa; Arthropoda; Merostomata; Xiphosura; Limulidae
Product: deoxyhypusine hydroxylase-like
Exons: 2
Biological process (GO): peptidyl-hypusine biosynthetic process
Molecular function (GO): deoxyhypusine monooxygenase activity
Source: RefSeq, a predicted model, not a curated record